Molecule: messenger RNA, 2751 nt
Organism: Eucalyptus grandis
Lineage: Eukaryota; Viridiplantae; Streptophyta; Magnoliopsida; Myrtales; Myrtaceae
Product: MDIS1-interacting receptor like kinase 2
Exons: 3
Coding region: 163-2391 (742 amino acids)
Biological process (GO): protein phosphorylation
Molecular function (GO): ATP binding; protein binding; protein kinase activity
Source: RefSeq, a predicted model, not a curated record
CUAGGAAAAUUGAAUCUUCUUAGUGAGUUGUGCCUUAAUGAGAAUAAUCUUAUUGGUUCAAUCCCACUAACAUUAGGCAAUUUGACAAAACUCGCCCUUCUUUAUCUCUAUGGUAACCGGCUUUCGGGUUAUAUUCCUGAUGAGAUAGGAAAUCUCCACUCUAUGCUUGACUUAGAGCUAAGUACAAACCAGCUCACUGGCCCAAUUCCUUCUUCUCUGGGUAACUUGACCAACUUGGGAUCUUUGUUCCUCCGCCAUAAUCACCUUUCUAGUUCAAUUCCUGAAUCCUUAGGUGAUCUAGUGAACUUGACGGUGCUGCAAUUGGAUACCAACCAGUUAAACGGCUCCUUACCAGAAAACUUAUGCCGAGGUGGGUUGCUCCAAAACCUUACAGUGAAUCACAAUAAUUUAACUGGUUCUAUCCCUAGAAGCUUGAGAAAUUGCGCAAGCCUAGUCAGAGUACGCUUAGAGGAAAACCAGCUCACUGGAAACAUAUCAAAGACCUUUGGUGUCUACCCCAAAUUGGACUUUAUUGACAUGAGUUUCAACAAGUUCUUUGGAGAAAUCUCAACAAACUGGGGAAGUUGCACACACUUAACUAAUCUAAGAAUUGCUGGAAAUAACAUCACUGGUAGCUUGCCUCCUGAGAUUGGGAACGCAACUCGAUUGGGUGAAAUUGAUCUUUCUUCCAAUGGUUUACUUGGUGAGGUCCCGAAAGAAUUUGGAAAAUUAAAUUCUUUGGUGAAUUUAAAUCUAAGCAGGAAUCAACUUUCUGGCCGAAUAAGUCCCGAGAUUGUAUCAUUACCUGGUCUUCAAAAAUUGGAUUUGUCCAAGAAUAGAUUAAGCAUGUCUAUCCCGCAAUCUAUAGGGUUUUCUUCAAACCUGAUCUUCUUGAAUCUAAGCAACAACCAGUUGAGCCAAGAUAUUCCAGGGCAAUUAGGGAUGUUGAUUCACCUAUGGGAGCUAGACUUGAGUCAUAACUUGUUAAGUGGCAGGAUCCCAGUUGAAUUCAACAAGUUGCAAAGCCUAGUGAAACUUGACCUUUCACACAAUAAUCUUUCUGGCCUUAUAUAUGAGACUUUCAAGGAUAUGCGAGGUUUGAUGGAGGUGGACAUCUCUUACAACAAGUUUGAGGGUCCCAUCCCCAACACAACGGCAUUCCAACAUGCAACAAAAGAAUCAUUUCAAGGCAAUGGUGGAUUGUGUGGAAAUGUUGAAGGAUUUGAGCCCUGUGAUCAAACGGUGGUGGAUAGGGAAAGCUCUCUAGUGGGAGGCAAGGUGUUUCUUAUUGUGUUCCCUCUGCUAGGAUUAGUCCUUAUGAUUAUUUUCUUUGGAAUAUUCUUCAUCUUCUGUAGAAUGAAGUCCCAUCCAAUAGGGGAACUAGCACCCAAGACAAUUGAAGUCUUUUCUCUAUCAAAGUACAAUGGCAUGAUUUUAUAUGAAGACAUCAUGGAAGCCACCGGGACUUUUAAUGAGAUUUUUUGUAUUGGAAGGGGAGGCUAUGGAAGUGUCUUUAAGGCUAAAUUAAGAUCCGGCGAUAUAGUAGCCGUAAAGAAGCUCCAUCAAACUGCUGAUAGUGGGCAAACGGAUCAAAAGGAAUUUUUGAAUGAGAUUAGGGCAUUGACGGAAAUUCGACAUCGCAAUAUUGUGAAACUUGUGGGCUUUUGUUCACAUCCACGACACUCAUUCUUGGUGUAUGAGUACUUUGAUAGAGGAAGCUUGUCUACAAUCUUGAGCAAUGAAGAAGAAGCUAAAGAGUUAGACUGGAACAAGAGGGUGAAUAUCGUAAAAGGUGUGGCUCAUGCUUUAUCUUAUAUGCACCAUGAUUGUAUCCUUCCAAUCGUUCAUCGAGAUAUUUCAAGUAACAACAUUCUACUUGAUUCGGAGUACGAGGGGCACGUUUCUGACUUUGGCACGGCUAAGCUUCUUAAGCUAGACACAUCAAACUGGAGUGCAGUUGUUGGCACAUAUGGUUACGUAGCUCCAGAGCUUGCUUACACAAUGAAGGUGACGGAGAAAUGCGAUGUGUAUAGCUUUGGAAUAUUAGCCAUCGAGGUGAUCAAAGGAAGACAUCCAGGUGAUAGCCUUUCAUCUCUAUUAGCUCUGGUCGACAUGGAGAUCUCAGUAGUUUUGAAGAAUAUGUUGGAUUCACGCCUGCCAACGCCCACGCCAGGCAUUGAGGAUGAACUUCUGACCAUCCUAAAGCUUGCGGUCGCUUGCGUAUCUGCUAAUCCCCAACUCAGGCCGUCGAUGGAAAUGAUUUCUCAUGUGCUAUCUGCGCGUUCAACCAUUUUCAAUGGAGUUAAAAAAUCACAGAAGCCCACUGAUCCUGUGGGAGAUGCAACAAAUUCAAGCAGUGAACCGGAUAAAUUUGUAGAAGAUGUCGUCUGAUAAACGAUUUUGCUCUGUCAACCACAUGCAGGAAGGAGAAAUAUUUUGACCGGAAACAAAAUUACGUGUUUAGCGCACCAGCAUGAGGAUGAGGACUGCAUGUCCUUCAUGCCCAAGUAAGUAUAGAACUGCCUUUUCUUUUGGAAGGAGCAAACCCUGAAGUUACUAGCAUCUAGUUUCAUUUGUAGAGAGAACAGCUGAACUCGAGAUAUUUCAAACUAUUUAUGUAUCUAGUCUUAUUCAGACUAGUGUCGUCGCAGCAAAAGCUAUGUACGCAUGUUUAGUUAUAGUUAGAAAAAAUGACUUUCGUGUCAGUGUAAAGUUGCUUAUGUAUCUAGUGUUAUCAUCUCGAGAGCAAAA